GCAGCGCUGGAAACGGACGGUUCUUCCCCCUCCUCCUCCUCACGCAAGCGCCCGGAUGAGAGCAGCAGCAGCACCACCACCAGCAGCAGGCGACAUUCAAGGCACCAUGGUCGCAUGAUUUGGCCAACUAUCGCCGGAUCGGACUGGAGCGACGGACGGCAGCACCGUCAGCCACUGCUGGAAUCUGGACGUUUUCGACGGAGCCCACGCAGACGCGGUUCCGAGAGCAAUACGCGCAGGAGACAGACAGGCGUGGAGGACUAGGGCGCAAAGAGGAAAGGGUGGCACAUUUUUCUCCGCUUUGCGGUGGCUUGUUUCGUUGGUGAAAGAGCAAAGCAGACAGGCUGCCUCACACUAAACUAUGGAAUGCUCCCUGCUCCCGGCAUCACUAGUCUCCAAUCUUUGGACUGAGAUCCAAACGCUCAGUUAGCAGCUGUGCUUCUCCCCUCGAACUCUUUCUCAACCAGGGGGACGAAGAAAAGGAGCGGGCUUACAAAGUCCUCCGCCUUUUUUGCUUUUGGGAUAAUUUUGCUAUCUUAAAUUUUUUUCCCUGCUUGAAUCUGAUAAAAUCAUAUCAAGAUGGAUCUGGAGCCGUACCUAUGGAUGGUGAUUAUUGGCUUCAUCAUCGCCUUCGUUCUGGCCUUCUCCGUGGGGGCCAACGACGUGGCCAACUCGUUCGGCACAGCGGUGGGGUCCGGUGUGGUCACUCUGAAGCAGGCCUGCAUCCUGGCGUCCAUCUUUGAGACGCUGGGCUCCAUGCUGCUCGGGGCCAAGGUGGGCGAGACCAUUCGUAAGGGCAUCAUAGAUGUUAACCUCUAUAACGAGACGGUGCCCGUCCUGAUGGCGGGGGAGGUCAGCGCCAUGGUCGGGUCAGCGGUUUGGCAGCUCAUCGCCUCCUUCCUCAAACUGCCCAUCUCCGGCACUCACUGCAUCGUUGGAGCGACCAUCGGCUUCUCCAUGGUGGCCAUCGGCACAAGGGGCGUGCAGUGGAUGCAGCUCGUCAAGAUCGUGGCUUCUUGGUUCAUCUCACCCUUGCUCUCUGGACUCAUGUCUGGCCUCCUCUUCAUGCUCAUCAGGCACUUCAUCCUCAACAAGGAGGAUUCUGUCCCAAAUGGUCUGCGAGCGCUGCCAGUCUUCUAUGCCUCCACCAUCGGGAUUAACACUUUCUCUAUCAUGUACACUGGAGCCCCGCUGCUUGGAUUGGAGAUGCUACCGGUUUGGGCCAUCUUCCUCAUCACGUUAGCCGGCUCGCUGGUCUGCGCAGCGCUGGUCUGGAUAAUUGUCUGUCCUUGGAUGAGAAGAAAAAUAGCGAGUCGCUUAAAGAAGGAGCAGGCUCUGUCCAGGAUAUCUGACGAAAGCCUUGACAAGAUCCCCGAGGAGGAAGAAGAGAGCCCCGUCUUCAAAGAGCUGCCUGGGGCAAAAGGCACAGACGAGGCCGUGGUGCCGCUCACAGGAGGCAGCACUGAGAGGAGCACCCGAGACUCUAGCGGGGAGCUCUCCAACGUGUCCAAUGGAGGCAACGUCCUGCCAAACGGCAGAGUGUACGGUCGAACCCACUCUAUGACCAACGGCUGCCUCAAGUCGCCCAUCGCCAACGGGAGCUUCACCUUCGACGGCCACAUGCGCAGCGACGGCCAGGUGUACCACACGGUCCACAAAGACUCCGGCCUCUACAAAGACUUGCUCCACAAAAUCCACCUGGGCCGCAUGGACGACGGCGACCGGUCCGGCGCGCAGCAGCCCGACAACAACUACCGCCUGCUGCGCCGCAACAACAGCUACACCUGCUACACGGCGGCCAUAUGCGGCAUGCCCGUUCAGCCGGUCAGGCGCUCCGAAUCCCGCGACGACAGCGAGAAGCUCGUGGGCGAGGGCGGGGGCCGGAGCAACAGCGUGUCCUACUCCAAGAAGCGGAUACGCUACGACAGCUACUCGUCGUACUGCAACGCCGUGGCCGAGGCCGAGAUCGAAGCCGAGGAGGGAGGCGUGGAGCUGAAGCUGGCCACCGAGCUGGAGGGGGUGGAGGAAGAAGGAGCUCCGGGCCCGGUGCCUCUUGAAGACUUGGUCGAGGAAGAGCACGAGGAGAAGGACAAGUCGGAGGUGUUUCUGCUCUUCCACUUCCUGCAGAUCCUCACCGCCUGCUUUGGCUCGUUCGCCCACGGAGGCAACGACGUCAGUAACGCCAUUGGGCCCCUGGUGGCGCUGUGGAUGAUUUACGAGCAGGGAGGUGUCAUGCAAGACGCGGCCACUCCGAUCUGGCUGCUCUUAUACGGCGGCGUGGGCAUCUGUGUUGGCCUGUGGGUGUGGGGACGGCGCGUCAUCCAGACCAUGGGGAAGGACCUGACUCCCAUCACCCCUUCAAGCGGAUUUUGCAUUGAAGUAAUGAGUGCGCUAACAGUGCUUGUUGCAUCCAAUGUGGGCAUCCCAAUAAGCUCCACCCACUGCAAGGUGGGCUCGGUCGUAGCCGUGGGCUGGAUCCGCUCCCAGAGGGCCGUGGACUGGCACCUCUUCAGGAACAUCUUCCUGGCCUGGUUCGUCACGGUGCCGGUGGCCGGCCUGUUCAGCGCCGCCGUCAUGGCCCUGUUCGUCUACGGCAUCCUGCCCUACGUCUGAGGGAGACGUGGCCGGGUGGGCGAGCGGUGGAGAAAGGAAGAGGGGAGUCGGAGAGAGAGGGGGGGAAUACUUGGAAAGAAAUCGUAGCUUGGGUCUUUUAUAAUAGAAGGCGAGCAGGACCGGGAGCGAGGAAAGUGAAGGAUAGGAGUAGGAGGAAGCUGCAGAGGUUUACAAAUGGACUUUGGUUGUACUGUGGAGGAUGUGAGAAGGGUUGGUUCCCACGCCGCCUGGCUCUGUUGUCCAGAAAUCCUCUCAACUCAUUUGAGUUUCAAUCAGUUCAUAUUUAUUCUCUUCUCCAGGGGGGGGCGGGAUGUACAAUUGAGUCUGCUGUACAUACAAUAGGAAACUUACCUUUAAUUAAAAAAAAAAAUCAAGAAUUAAAAAAAAAAACAUACCAGUGAGCACAUAUCUAAUAUCUGAGCAAAGAAAACAGGAAAAAAAAAAAAACAUGUACAUACUGUCGUUCUGAUCGAGUCUGAUCUGUUGUAGUUCGGCUUGCUUUGGCACAAAAAAAAAAACAAGAAAAGACGUGCGUGUGGUUAACCAACCCAUCCAUCAUGUCUGUUUUAAACAUGCCAGCCAGGUACAACCGGGGCCAAAAGGAAAGGACGCCUCAGAAAAAAAAAAGAGGGCCAUGCAACUUUGUUUUCUUUUUGGGUUUUUUUUUUUUUUUUGUUCCACAUGAUACCAUAGCAACCUAAUUUACAAAAGAGUUUGAUUUUCUUUUUUUUUUGGUGGAGAGCUCCUGUAUGUUUUUAGAGAUAAAUCUCAUAUUUUUUAAAUGAUGUAUUAUAAUGUAAUUUGUACUGUAAAUACUGUCCUUUUACGAAGUUUGGCAGCGGGAUCCUGGUUUGUUUUUAUUGUUCUAGAGAGGGAGGGGGGAGGCUCUUCAUCUCAUUAUCAUCAUCAUCAUAAAGUAUGCCUCAUGCUUGUGGGUCAGAGAGAGGGGGAAAAAUAAAUAAUUUCUGCGGUUUGAUUGGGAAAACAGCUCAGUUUGAGGAAACGAACCACGGUGAACAUGGGUUGGUCCAUGCCAAAGUCAGCAUGCCUCUCUAGAGCCGAAAAAUGCCAAAACACUCGAAUCGGGCUGAGCUGAGGCGUAGGAGCGCAAACUGAUGAGGCCCCUUAAACAUAUCUUUAUCCUUAUGCCUUUAUUUUCAUACAGCUGAGUCACUGUCGUAUCAAAACCCGGCGUUCAUACGAUAAAACUGUGUCACAUCGAACACUAAAACAUGAAAAAAAAAACAGUGUGGAGGAAGAGGACUCGCCUCCAGCAAAACGCAGCACAGUUCCUCCCAGCGUGUUGGAAGUGCAGAGGCCUCUUCGGCGCGCCAGGUGCUAAAGGUUUUAGUUUGGUUCCAUACGGUCAGAGUGAAGGCCCGCCUAAAGCCUGGUGCAGGGUUUCAGGCCGCUCAUAACACUAAAUAUCACAAGACAUGCGUCUUAAAGAGAUGCUCCAGGACUACUGAAGUGAGGCUGUGAUGAUUUCUAGCCGGCAGGAGAUGACGCUCUGGUUCCUAAUUUUCCGUACCGCUGCAUUCGACUGGCCUCUGAAGUCACUGUUUGGAUCUGGAAGUUACAGCAAGUCAGAAGAAAAAAAAAACAACCCUGUAGGAUUCGCCCGUCGUUUCAAUGGUGACUAGUAGCAAUAAAAGCCGUUUAAACAGUGAAGGCACAUUUUCACAAAUGGUGGUUGUACAGUGCUGUGUGCCACUGGUUUAUAAGAGGCGAACUGUCAGAAGCGCUGAACAGUUUUACUCUGGCACAGGUCACAUUUCGUAUGCCUGGCAGCCAUAUUGGAGAUUAGACUUGGGGAUGUUUGGAUACCUCUAAACUUUAGUGUUGCUUUAAGGCGGACUGAGAAAUUGGCAAAUCCAAUUUUAAAUUUAAACUCUAAACUUCAUUUUAUAUAAAUCCAGAUUAGCUGCUAUAGAAGGUUUCCUUGGAAGUUCGUACCCAUAUUUGGUGCCAACACUUUGAAUUUUGUCCCUACUUCCAUUGAACCCAUGCACCCUUGGGAGGUUUUAAUGCUUUGAUGAAUUCUUUUAACGGAUCAACAAAAAAAAAAAGGCUUAACUCUCAGUUUGAUUUAAUUGUAUGUAUUCUAGGCAAUCAUACACUUUAUUUUCACUCAAUCUCUGCGCAUCCUGUCAUUUUAAACAUACUGAAAGUAGCCAAUAACUUUGUCUACUUCCCUCAGUAACAACUUCAACACCCUAAAGAGUGUUUCUGUUGGCACAACCUGGGAGUGCUUAGUACGGCGCGUCCGCUGAUGGGAGAAAGAUCCGGUUUCCAAGCAGGCCAGGCAGGAAUAUAGCUGAAAAUCCACCUCUCCCUGUAUCAGCUCUCCCAGUACAUCUCUACUAGUUAGCCAUCAAGUCCAAACAUGACGGCAGUUCACGUUUAUUUAGAUAAUUGCGUUUGCCAAAAUCUCAUUUGAGGUUUUAAGAUGGUAGGAGUCAGGUUUAAAUUGGGUUUUAGUCAAACGGGCAGUAAGCUUCAGCCUCUGGAUCGACUUGUUUGCGUUUAUCUUAAAUGAAGAUGCCAAGAGACUCAUCUACUGCAGGUAAGAUACUAGCUGCUAGCAAUCUGUUAACAGAACCCCACUUCAGAAAGCCUGACCCAUCCCUUUGACCUCAUUCUGUUGGAAAGCGAACGCGAUUUAGAAAAAAAAAUAAAUAAAACUGAUCAUCACCAGCUUUUAAAACGAGGUCACUUCGGUGGCCCGCGGAUGAACAAAGUCUGAAGUUAUUUUUGUUUGAACAAACUCUAUGCCAGCUGUUGGAUGUUUUUUUUUUUGUUUUUUUGUGUGUGGUGUGUUUCUUGUUCUUAUUUUUUUUUAUUUUCUUCAUGAACAAAUCUAUGCUUAAGUAGCCACAUGCCUUGUAACGUGUUUUACUUUGAGCAGAGACGGUAAAAAUAAUUCUGUACUGUGGUGUUUACAUUGUAACCAUUAUUGUAGAGUAUCUGUUUAAAAAAAAAA
Fundulus heteroclitus (mummichog) is the source of this 5596-nucleotide messenger RNA. It is a transcript of the gene slc20a2, whose product is annotated as solute carrier family 20 member 2. The record is from RefSeq and is a predicted model, not a curated record. Gene Ontology annotation, cellular component: membrane. Bases 580 to 2613 code for a protein of 677 amino acids. Gene Ontology annotation, biological process: phosphate ion transmembrane transport. The transcript has 11 exons. Gene Ontology annotation, molecular function: phosphate transmembrane transporter activity. Lineage: Eukaryota; Metazoa; Chordata; Actinopteri; Cyprinodontiformes; Fundulidae.